UUCACACGGGAGGCGUAGUGUCUGACGCUUGCAGAAAAACCGUCAGUCAAAUCAAAACUAAGCCAAUAUAUAAAAGAAACGUAAAGACAACGCUGCCGAUUCGCUUUACCAGCUUUCUGGAAAUAUGGAAUAUAAUGCGGAGAAGGGUAAGAAAUCAGAUAAAUUGGAGUCCAUGCAUGCGGACAUAGAAGAAGUGAAGGGCAUCAUGACCGAAAACAUUAACCGUCUGGUGGACCGUGGCGAGGCGCUGGACCGACUGAGGUGCAGGACAGAGGACCUGGAUGUCAGGGCAGAUGGUUUCAGACGCACAGCUCGUAAUAUGGCUUGGUCGGCCUGUCUGAGGGAUAAGAAGCUGGUGGCAGUGGCUUUGGUGAUCACCCUCCUUGUUAUCCUCAUAAUUGUCCUGCUUGCUGUGGGAGUCAUCCCAGUCAGGCCAUCCCCUAAACCUAACCCCAGCCCCAUCCCGAGCACCAGCCCAAGCCCCAGGCCCUGAUACUUGUACACACGCACACACACACAAACACAUACACACACAUAUACACACACAGAGACACACAAACACAGACACACACCAAAAUCCUGAAAGUGCCAGUCCCUGAUACGUGCACUCAUAUCCACAUACAUACGCACACACAUAUGCGCAUGGACACACACAUGCACACAUGCACGCACGC
This is a messenger RNA of Megalops cyprinoides (Indo-Pacific tarpon), 674 nucleotides long. RefSeq names its product vesicle-associated membrane protein 8-like. The record is from RefSeq and is a predicted model, not a curated record. Gene Ontology annotation, cellular component: membrane. Bases 125 to 493 code for a protein of 122 amino acids. The transcript has 3 exons. NCBI's taxonomy places the organism in Eukaryota, Metazoa, Chordata, Actinopteri, Elopiformes, Megalopidae. Gene Ontology annotation, biological process: vesicle-mediated transport.